AUGGCCCACGACCACGACCACGACCACGACCACGACCACGACCACGAGAGCCCGGAGCAGCUCGAGGUCAAGUUUGAGCAGCUGAGCUUGCUUGAGUCUGAGUUUGAGGACGCCGAGUCUGAAGUCAUCCGCAAGGCCGAGGCCAUCAAGGCUCCUCUCUACAAGAAGCGCACCGACUUCGUCGCCUCGAUCCCCCACUUCUGGUCGCUAGUCUUCGAGCAAUGUCCGCCAGAGGUCGAGAACUUCAUCCAGCCCAGCGACACCGAGGUCUUUGCAGACUGCUUCGAGUCGUUCGAAGUCUCCCGCUUCGAGGUUGACGACCCCAAGGGCUCGCCGCGCAGCUUCUCCCUCAAGUUCGGAUUCUCAGAGAACGAAUACUUCGAGGACAAGACACUCGAGAAGAAGUUCUGGUACAGACACACCAAGGACUGGGAUGGUCUCGUUUCAGAGCCUGUCAAGAUCCACUGGAAGAAGGGCAAGGACCUGACCCAGGGUCUGACUGAUGCGGCAGUCAAGCUUGCAGAGGCGAGGAAGAAGACCACAGACAGGAAGAAGGAGGUGGCUCUGCCAGAGUACAAGGACCUGGCCAAGAAGAUUGAGACUGCGACAGAAGCCUCCGUCAGCUUCUUUGGACUGUUCGCCUUUGUGUCUGGCUACCGGUGGGUCAGCGCCGAGGAAUCGGAGGAGGCUGUCAACAAGGACAAGGAGCAGCUGGCCAAGAUCAGGGCUGGCGAGUCAAUCGAGGAGGAAGAGGAUGAGGAUGACGAGGACCCCCAGGACUACCAGGAGACAGAGGUCUUCCCCGGAGGCGACGAGGUUGCUACCAUCAUCGCCGAGGACAUGUGGCCCAACGCUCUCCGAUACUACAAGCAACACUUCGAGGACGACGGCGAAGAAUUCGACGAUGAGGAUCUCUCGGAGCUGGACGUCGACAUGGAUGAAGACGACGAGUCUGGCGAGGAGGUCGACAUCCGCGCCUUAGUGGGCAAGGGCAAGAAGGAUGAUGCACCGCCUGCGAAGAAGCAGCGCAAGGCCUAG
Messenger RNA from Ascochyta rabiei, 1038 nucleotides. RefSeq lists its product as uncharacterized. Bases 1 to 1038 code for a protein of 345 amino acids. The record is from RefSeq and is a predicted model, not a curated record. Gene Ontology annotation, cellular component: chromatin; nucleus. Lineage: Eukaryota; Fungi; Ascomycota; Dothideomycetes; Pleosporales; Didymellaceae. The transcript has 3 exons. Gene Ontology annotation, molecular function: chromatin binding; histone binding. Gene Ontology annotation, biological process: nucleosome assembly.